This is a messenger RNA of Naumovozyma dairenensis CBS 421, 1134 nucleotides long. RefSeq names its product L-serine/L-threonine ammonia-lyase CHA1 (gene CHA1). Lineage: Eukaryota; Fungi; Ascomycota; Saccharomycetes; Saccharomycetales; Saccharomycetaceae. Gene Ontology annotation, biological process: L-threonine catabolic process; L-serine catabolic process. Gene Ontology annotation, molecular function: L-serine ammonia-lyase activity; pyridoxal phosphate binding; threonine deaminase activity. The coding region runs from base 1 to 1134 and encodes 377 amino acids. The transcript has a single exon. The record is from RefSeq and is a predicted model, not a curated record.
AUGUCCGUUGUUUACAACAAGACUCCAUUGUUGCGCCAAUUCUUCCAAAAUAGUGUUGCUAAAUCAUCUGCUACUGCAUCUGUCACCGCCACUCCACAGUUCUUCGUCAAAUAUGAAUGUCUUCAGCCAAGUGGAAGUUUUAAAAGUAGAGGUAUCGGGAAUUUGAUCUUAAAGAGUGCAAUGAACAUUAAUAAAAUAGGUCAAAAAACUCCACAAGUAUUCGCGAGUUCUGGUGGGAACGCAGGUUUUGCUGCAGCUACUGCUUGUCAAAGAUUAUCUUUACCAUGUACAGUAGUUGUACCUACCGCGACAAAGCAAAGAAUGGUUGAAAAGAUUAAAUCAACAGGUGCUAACGUCAUUAUUAAUGGUGCUCAUUGGAAAGAAGCUGACAUGUUUUUGAAAAAUUCAAUAAUGAAUAAAAUUGACACAAAUCAUAUUGAACCCAUUUAUGUUCAUCCAUUUGAUAACCCAUUAAUUUGGGAGGGUCAUGCCACUAUGGUCGAUGAAAUAAUGGAUUCAUUGAAUGAUCAAAAUAUUCCCAUCAACAAAGUGAAAGGUAUUGUUUGUAGUGUCGGUGGAGGUGGUCUUUAUAAUGGUAUCAUCCAAGGUUUACAAAAAUAUAAUUUAGCUGAUAAAAUUCCAAUUGUUGGUGUCGAAACUAAAGGUUGUCACGUUUUCAAUACCUCUUUGAAAUUGAAUAAACAAAUCGAAUUCUCAAAGAUAACUUCUAUUGCUACAUCCUUAGGAACUGCCAAUAUCUCUAAAAAGACUUUUGAAUAUGCUCAAAAAUAUAAGACUCGUUCUGUCGUCAUUGAAGAUAAAAAUGUUAUCGAAACUUGCUUGAAAUAUACUCAGGAUUAUAACAUGGUCGUAGAGCCUGCUUGUGGUGCUUCAAUUCAUUUAGCUUAUCAUACUGAUAUCCUAGAAAAAUCAUUGGGUCAUAAAUUGAACUCUGAUGAUAUAAUAUUAGUAAUUGCAUGUGGUGGCUCUUCAAAUACUACUCAUGAUUUGGAGUCAUUAUUAUUGAAUAUGAAAGCGGAUGAAAAACAAAACCUAGAUUCAUCAUCAUCAACAAUCCCAAAUUUCAUCGAUACUGAAAAUACUCAACAUUUUCCAAUUGACAUUAGUGCUUAA